UUUCAGUGACACACAGUUUCAUGGUGUCUGUAGGACUGCUUUAGCUGUUAAAGUCAUCAUUUUUUACUCACGAUUUUUAUUCUAUGAUGUGUCUAUCAAUUAUCAUUUAAUCUGUAACAAUUUGUUUGAACGGGUGAUAUGGCUCGACAUCGUAACAUCCGUGGUCUCAAUUACGAUGAAGAAUAUGACGACGUUUACAAUUCCACUUAUGGUACUUCAGUAGAAGAUGAUUACUGCAUUUCACCUGGGACUGAAGCUCAGUUCACCUAUAACCGAGGUGGAAGUCGUGAUGACUCCAGACUGUCCGGUUACCUUCAAAAUUGGAAUAGAAGUGGAGACAUUCAAGAGGAAACCAAUGAUGAAACUGAUUCCCCAGUUGAGCUGGAUCGUAGACCAUCUGAUGGUAGUAUCGACAAUACAAUAAAAUUUUUAGACCAAACUGAGCAAGUUCAAUUGCAGUCAUGUGUUUUAGAACUUCAGAACGUGGUUGGUGAAACAGUACCUGAAUCAAUCCUCAAAGAAAAAGCUCUGAAGCACCGAUUCGAUGUAGAAAAAGCUCUUGACGAAGUUCUGAAUCCGUCUAAAUGGAAAAUGCAAUCAAAUGCUCAAACCAAAGUCAAAAUUUCUGAACCGAAAAGACCUGAAAUUAAGAAAAGACAAGAAGAAUUGGAUACAAAGAUCGAUAAACUCCUUGAGUCUUUCCUUGGCAAACAACUUAAAAUGGAAUCAUCAUCAUCCACAUCAUCUUUCCAUAAUCAUUCAAAAGUCAAUUCUCUCUCAUCCUCAAAACAGUGUAAAAACUCUAUUACCACUUCUCCAUCAACUAACCCUACCUCAGCUGAUUCUAAAACGUGUAUAGCUCCUCCACUUAAUUUUAUAUUAGACCUUGAUGAUGGUCAUAUCAGCCUUACUAGUAAAAUCGAUAAUGUAAGGUUGCCCAAUUUUGUUAUUACCCUCACUGCCAGAUAUAAACCGGAUCUAUCGAGAAUUGUUAAUCCAAGGAUUGGACUCAAGGAGAGAUUGGUUGAGUAUCACAAACAACAAGCCUUUAAAAGCUUUGACUUUUUAACACCAUCACCAGAUGAUCUAAGACUUAAUCGAAGAUCUGGAUUAACAAGAGAACCUGUUGAACAUGUUGCAACGGAUGUGCCAGAUGAAGUGGCAGCAAGACUCGAAAAGAAAGCUGGUAAAGAAUCACCGCAGGUUAAAGCUGUCGAUAGACUAAGAGAAAGUUUGCAUGUGGACAAAAAAGAAAGAAAGAAAAGCCCUGCUGCAGUAGAUAGAUCAUCUCCAUCAGGACCACAAGUCAUUGGGGCAGCCAAAAAUCAAGUCAAGAUAAUCUCAAAAGAAAGUGUUAUCCAAGAGUUUACUAAAGAAAGAUUAGGAAAGAAAACUUUAAUCAACUUGGUUGUUGUUGGCCAUGUUGAUGCUGGUAAAUCAACUUUAAUGGGCCAUUUAUUGUAUAGAUUAGGUCAAGUAUCGAAGAAAAAUAUGCAUCGAUAUGAGACAGAUUCUAAAAAAAUCGGAAAAGCAUCUUUUCUUUAUGCAUGGGUUCUUGAUGAAACGGAUGAGGAACGAAACCGUGGUAUCACCAUGGAUAUAGCUCAAUCUUCUUUUGAAACCGCAACGAAAUCAGUAAAUCUUCUUGAUGCUCCUGGUCAUCGAGAUUUCAUUCCUAACAUGAUUACUGGUGCAGCUCAAGCUGAUGCAGCUUUGUUAGUCAUAGAUGCCACCAACGGUGAAUUUGAAGCUGGUUUUGAAGCUGGUGGUCAAACUCGAGAGCAUACUUUACUCAUUCGAUCGUUGGGUGUUUCACAAUUAGCUGUGGUAGUUAACAAACUUGAUAAUGUUAAUUGGAGUAAACAGAGAUUCGAUGAAAUCGUGGGAAAGUUAACUCCAUUCCUUAAGCAAGCUGGUUAUAAAGAUCAUGAUGUCACUUUUGUGCCUUGUAGUGGCUUAACUGGAGAAAAUCUGAAUGAACGCUCAAAAAAUCCCUCACUCACCGCAUGGUAUUCAGGUUUAUCACUCGUCGAAGUAAUCGACGCUUUUAAAGCUCCAGAAAGGCCUGUUUCAAAACCAUUCCGUUUAAGUAUCGGGGAUGUUUUUAAAGGGCUAACUUCUGGUGUGUGUAUUUCUGGUCGAAUUGAAUCAGGCGCUGUACAGUUAGGUCAAAAGCUCAUCGUAAUGCCUUCAGGUGAACAAGCAGUCGUCAAAGCCAUUUCCGUGGAUGAUAAUCCUUUAACUCAAGCAUUUGCCGGUGAUCAAAUCGCCUUAACAUUAACUGGUUGUGAUGUUGCUAAUAUUGCUACUGGUAAUAUACUUUGUGAUUUAACUGACCCUUCACCAGCUACAACUCGUUUCCUGGCUAAAAUUGUUGUAUUCAACAAUGUUCAAGUUCCAUUAACUAAAGGAGUUCCUGUUGUAUUGCAUUGCAAAAAUUUACAAGAGCAAGUCACCAUCAGAAAACUUGUUUCACAAGUGAAUAAAAGUACCGGACAAGUGAUGAAAGCAAAGCCUCGAUGUUUACCUUCCAAUACAAGUGGAAUCGUAGAAAUUGAAUCAUCCAGACCCAUAUCAAUCGAACUAUACCAGGAAUACAAAGAUCUCGGACGUAUUAUGCUUCGGUCUAGAGGGACUACUGUGGCCGCUGGUUUGGUCGUGCAGAUUUUAUGAAUAUCUAAUGGUCAAUCUUUUAACUGUUUAAUAUUGUAAAUGAUUACGGAACAAAUAAUUUACAAUGUAACUUGUUUUUCAUUAAUGCUUCCCUUACCUGUUCAAUUUGUUUUUUUCUUCUAAAUGAAAUAUCUUGGUUCAAGAUUAUUAUUAAUUACAAUUGCAUCACUAAACCUAUUUGAGCCAAUUAUUUGAUUUCAAACCAUCUCUCAUCAUCAAACGUAAUAGCAUUAGUUGAGAUUGAUAUUGUUGAAAUUAAAAUAGGAUUAUUUUACGGAUCAAAUCAGAUGAGAAAAACUAAACUCAAUUUACUUUUGUUUCUGCACUUUUUUGGCUCAAUCAGUACAUCCAUCAACCCUGUGCCAACAUCAAACCGAUUUUUUAUACUUCUUGAUAAAAGGCUGUUGAGUUGCCAUUGAUUAGUUUGGUGAUCAAAAUCAGCGUAAAUUAGUAUAGCUAAUCAGCAACAUUUAAUCCGUGCAAACAACGUUUGAGAAAAAAGUUGACAAUCGACAGUAAAUUCCUCAAAACGAACCAAAUAAAAUGAUUUAUCUAUCAUGUAAA
This is a messenger RNA of Tetranychus urticae (two-spotted spider mite), 3237 nucleotides long. RefSeq names its product translation elongation factor EF-1alpha (GTPase) HBS1 (gene HBS1). The record is from RefSeq and is a predicted model, not a curated record. Lineage: Eukaryota; Metazoa; Arthropoda; Arachnida; Trombidiformes; Tetranychidae. Gene Ontology annotation, molecular function: GTP binding; GTPase activity.